UGAGGGUUGUUCUGUGUGGGACCGGAGGCAUGGAGGGCGUUUUGUCCUUGUAAGCACUUUGGGAAAUGUAUAAAAGCUGCCACCACUCCGAGCCUCUCCAUCCACAUCUCCUGAGUUAUUCGCCUUGGUGAACAGGCCUCCCAGCACAGAAGGAUGUCCUACUCCAGCGAGUCCUGCGGCGUGAGCUGCCCCCAGCCCAUCGCCGAGAGCACCAACGAGCCGUGUGUGCAGCAGUGCCCCGAGUCCAGAGCCCUGAUCCUGCCCCCGCCGGUGGUGGUGACCAUCCCGGGCCCCGUGCUCAGCACCUUCCCCCAGGAGAGCGUUGUGGGAUCGUCGGGCCCAGCCUUGCCGGGGCGUUCCUUCAGUUCCCUCAGCUCCCAGGGCUACGGGGGCUCCUUUGGGCUGGGAGGAUCUGGGGGUUCUGGGGGCUAUUUGGACUCCUCUGGCUAUGGAGGCUCCUUUGGGUCUGGAGGUUAUGGGGGCUUCCUGGGCUAUGGGGGCUCCUCGGGCUAUGGGGGCUCCCGGGCCUAUGGGGGUUUCUCAGGCUAUGGGGGCUCCCGGGGCUAUGGGGGUUUCUCAGGCUAUGGGGGCUCCCAGGGCUAUAGGGGCUCCCGGGGCUAUGGGGGCUCCUUUGGCCUGGGAAGCUGUGGGGGCUAUGGGGGCUCCCAGGGCUAUGGGGGCUCCCUUGGAUAUGGGGGCUCCCUUGGCUACGGCCGUUCCCUGGGUUAUGGAGGUGACAGCGGCUAUGGGGGCUCCCUGGGGGGCUAUGGGGGCUCCCUGGGGGGCUAUGGGGGCUCCUUUGGGGGCUAUGGGGGCUCCCUGGGAGGCUAUGGGGGCUCCCUGGGGGGCUAUGGGGGCUCCCUGGGAGGCUAUGGGGGCUCCUUUGGCAAUUGUGGGAGGUCCUACAGCUCCGGCUUCUCCUCGCGGGGCCUGGGCUACUCCCUGCCUGGCUCCCAGAGAUGGGGCAGGUCCCGCCGCGGGAGCUGUGGGGUUUUCUAAAGCCCCCCCGGCAGUGCCAGCCUCCAGAGGCAGUGCCAGCCCUGGAGCCCGGCCCGGGCCAUGGGGACACCGGGCAGGAGCCCCUGGCAGUGGCAGCUGAGUGUGCCCAGCAACGCUGGGUGUGCCCUGAGCCCUCCAUCCCCUCUCUCUGCCCUGAGCCCUCCAUCCCUCGGGCUUCCCUGAGCCCUCCAUCCCCUCUCUGUGCCCGCACCCCUCCAUCCCUGGCUUAUCCUGGUCCUGAGCUGCUCCCUGCUCCCAGAGCCCGAGUUCUGCAUCCCCUGCUGCCCCCGGGACUGCCCGGAUUCCCUGCCCUCGGCUGUUGCUCUUCUCUCUGACAUUAAACCCCUGUUGGUAUUGCACAAAA
Molecule: messenger RNA, 1363 nt
Organism: Haemorhous mexicanus (house finch)
Lineage: Eukaryota; Metazoa; Chordata; Aves; Passeriformes; Fringillidae
Product: scale keratin-like
Exons: 2
Coding region: 154-999 (281 amino acids)
Cellular component (GO): intermediate filament
Molecular function (GO): structural constituent of cytoskeleton
Source: RefSeq, a predicted model, not a curated record